GGAUAAUUUGACUUAGGUUUGGAAAAGCAUCAGCAGAGGAAUCUAGGCUACAUAAUCUGGAUCUAGGCCUUUGUUUACUAUCAGGAAUUUAUGAUGAAACCAUCUGACUGCACAUGUGCUCUUCAAAUUGCACAGAGCCUUUGCAGUGUAGAAGUCAAACGUACAGGCAGUUCUGAAGAAUGACAUUUCAUCUCUCAUGCACUCUGUAGGGCAGCUCUCAUGAUGCUGCCAAGCAGCGCUACGCUGUGUGAGAAAUCAAAGCGCAGGCGUCGAGUCGGGAGGGAGCCUAUCUUGCGCAGACUGGGUAGCCUACUGUACAUGGCCAUUGAUGCUGCUGGAUAGAUGUAGCCCCUGAUGUAAAUAAGAAUGGCGAGGGCAGCGGGUCUAACAUGCCGCGUUAUCUCUGCUUGACAUCGGAUCAUUUUAUGCCGCCUUCGGGAUUUUAUAAAACGCGUGGCCUUUUUCUCGUUUUCAUCUGAGUCCUGCCUUGACAGCUCGCCUGAUGAUUUUCAUUUGACACAAGAGCCAAAGCAGACGGGCGGCUUCUUCUAAUAAACACUUGGGAAAAACAGGUCAUUAUGACCUUAGUAUCCUCCAGUAAAAGAAAACCAUCGGAUUGCUUUUACGCGGCAGCAUUCUGCUUGCAUUUUUUGCUUUGGAUUUCGUGUGCCGUGUCCGGAGAGGAGGAUCAUCAGUUCAGCGUUGAGGGAUGGCUACAGAGGUAUGGCUACCUUCCCCGCACAGAACCGGGAAUGUCUGUCCUGCGCUCGGCCCAAACCAUGCACUCAGCCAUUGCUGCCAUGCAGCGCGUCUAUGGUCUCAAUGUCACAGGGACACUGGAUGAGAAAACCAAGGAUGAUAUCACGCUGAGUUGGAUGCAGAAACCUCGAUGUGGAGUUCCGGACAAAUUUAAAAGUGCGUCGAGGUCACGUAAGCGGAGAUACGCGCUAACAGGACAGAAGUGGCAGCGUACACACAUCACCUACAGCAUAAAAAAUGUCACACCAAAGGUGGGAGCUCGGGAGACUCACGAUGCCAUCCGGCGGGCAUUUGACGUGUGGCAGGGUGUGACUCCUCUCCGCUUUGAGGCCGUUCCAUACAGCGCCCUGGAGACUGGCAGGCGUGACGUGGACAUCACCAUCAUCUUCGCUUCGGGUUUUCACGGCGACAGCUCACCCUUCGACGGGGAGGGGGGAUUCCUCGCCCACGCCUAUUUCCCAGGCCCAGGCAUAGGAGGGGACACACACUUUGACUCUGAUGAGCCCUGGACUCUGGGGAACCCCCACCAUGAUGGUAACGACCUGUUCUUGGUUGCGGUACAUGAGCUGGGCCACGCCCUCGGUCUGGAACACUCUAACGACCCCACUGCUAUCAUGGCUCCGUUCUACCAGUACAUGGACACAGAGAACUUCAAACUACCUCAUGAUGACCUACAGGGCAUCCAGAAAAUCUAUGGUCCACCAGAUAGAGCACCGCAGCCUACCAGGCCCCCACCCACGGUCCCUCCUCCUCGCUUCCACCCUCCCUCAGACCCCCGUAAGCAUGACCGCCACGCCAGACCCCAUCGCCCUCCACAGGGGGCCAAGCCCUCCAACCCCAACUCCAUACCCAACAUCUGUGAUGGAGGCUUCAACACCCUGGCCAUCCUCCGGCAGGAGCUUUUUGUGUUUAAGGACCAGUGGUUUUGGAGGGUACGGGACAACUCAGUUGUCCCUGGCUACCCCAUGCAGAUCAACAACUUCUGGAAAGGCUUGCCUCCCAAAAUUGAUGCCGUGUAUGAAAAUAGUGAAGGGAAGUUUGUCUUUUUCAAAGGAAACCGUUUCUGGGUCUUCAAGGACACAACUCUUCAGCCUUCGUACCCUCAGGACAUCUCACUGUUCGGGAGCGGCAUGCCCACUCAGAGUAUCGAGACAGCUGUCUGGUGGGAGGAUGUCGCCAAAACCUACUUCUUCAAAGGAGACAGAUACUGGAGGUACAAUGAGGACAUGAGGACCAUGGAUCCAGGUUAUCCCAAACCCAUCACCAUCUGGAAGGGCAUCCCUGACUCUCCACAGGGGGCUUUUGUGGAUAAAGCCAACGGCUUUACCUACUUUUACAAGGGAAAGGAGUACUGGAAGUUCAACAACCAGCUGCUUCGUGUAGAGCCUGGCUACCCGAGGUCCAUCCUGAGGGACUUCAUGGGCUGUGACGGUUUACCUGCUGACCCCGACUGGGACUGGAGCCCCCCGGUGGCGGAGGAACGCCACUACGACAAUGGCGACGUGGACGUUGUCAUCAAACUGGACAGCGCGGGGGGCACGGAGAAAGCAGUGGCCAUCGCUAUCCCCUGUGUCCUGGCGCUGUGCAUGAUGGUCCUCCUCUACACUGUUUUCCAGUUCAGGAGGAAGAGCACACAGCGCCACAUACUGUACUGCAAGCGCUCCAUGCAGGAGUGGGUGUGAGGGACUGUUACUGCACUGUAUAGAGAGGGGUGUAAAGCUCUGAUAAAGGUCUAGUUAUUACUUGAAGCCCUAAGUACAGUAAUUGGAAGCACUGUAAAGGGUACAGUACAUAAGGAUUGCCAUGUUGGCAGAUUUUAAAACUGCUUGAACUCAUAACUUGCAAGCUGCAAGGAAGCGAAACGAUCAGCAGAACUCAACUGAAGACAGUGAGGGAGCCACAUCUCCUAUGUCCAACUAAUAUGUAUGUAUCUGCUUUGACUUUAUUCUGUAUCUUGGAAUGAACUCAAUUAAUUGAGUCAGAGUUAAGCAACUGUAAGUGGGACCUUUGUCUGUCCUCGUCUCUGCACGCCGCUUAAAAAGCCCCUAGCAUUAACUUCAGUGGACAAAUUAGAUAUAGGCUUCUACUUUACUUUAAUUUCUUAAUUAAAUCACUCUGAACUGUGCUUUUUUUAUUUAGGGUCCCUGUAAAAGAUUAUUCAUUGUGUGGAGGACUGAUACACAAGCCAAAUAUGAUCUUUUCUUCCAAAGAGGAUUACUGCUCGAUGUUGUUUUUGAUGGGAUAUUUUUCCUCCAUGGAUCAAACAUUGUGGCAUCAUACUCAGAUUUUCUUUUGCCAUUGGUAUUCACAUCCACCCGUCUGCUCUGUAAUCUGUGGGGAUAGGAAGUAGCCGUUAGUAAGAGCUAGGAACUCAAGACUGUGGUGGCAGUCUAUCUCCAAAACAGGGGCCAAAAACCUCUCUGCAAUAUUUAUGAGACUGCCUUAAUCACAGAUUGCUUAAACUCCCUUCUUUUUCUCUUUGUUUCUCUGGUCUGGAAGCUGGAUACUCAGUGACACAGUAGGAAUACGAACAGUGUAUGAAGGCAUUAAUUACUGUCCAUGAUGCAAUUUCAAAACCAGUAAUUAAGGAGAGUUUGAUCCACAAUGGGUUCAUUGCUCUUGAAAAUGUGCUAAGCUGUGCUAAAUACCUGAUGGCAAGUAGGCUAUUAGCUUUCAUGUACUGCCUCACCGGAGGGUAUGAAACAGAAAGGGAAGGUUAGUUGUGUGUGUGUGUGUGUGUGUGUGUGUGUGUGUGUGUGUGUGUGUGUGUGUGUGUGUGUGUGAAAGAGACAGUAAUUACCCACGCUAUAUAUAUCCUGUGCUGCACUGUAGUGUCAGUUAUUGAACAGCUAACAUCCUGCUUCCCUUUUUUUCCUGCCAAGUUUGUUGCACUAACACUCCAAACAGUGUAAGUCCAUACAUUUUAAACAGCUUUACUAAUCCAUUUUUCCCCCCAACUUUUAUACAAGGUUUGUAAGUUUACAUAAUAUUUCACAUAGCACAGGAUGCAGAGGAGGAAUGGAGAAAAGAGAAAGGAGGGGAAAAACUACAUGUAACCAUUUUAAAAAUGAGACACAUACAGUAUUUCUUAUUUUUUAAAAGCCAUCACUGUAUCUCUAGUUAUCAACCUUGUAUCAAUGCUUUUUACCCAGAUUGCUCCAUCUUCUCACUUUUUCAGUUUUCAAAGAAAUGCAAAGUUGAACCAUUGUUGUAAAGAAGAAAACAUUUCUGAACAAUAACAGGAAUUAAUCUGCAAAAAUAAAGAAACUUACUAAAUUCUGGAUGUCAGGAAAAAAGUUCAGCCGCUUUUGCUUGUGUGUUCAAUAAUGGAACCAGGAUGUUUUAUGCACUGUAAUUAUAAUUGUCCAUUAUACAAAAACUAUACUUAUGUUAUAUUAACAAAUGACUAAUAAAUGUUUAUAGAACUACUCACAUUGUUGGAAUUAACAGGCGUAUCAGAAAACCAAAACCAGCUAAAUUAAGAUGACAAAUAUGUCACAUAUAUAUCAUGAUCUAUAAUGUUACAUAUAUGUAUGACAUCAUAUAUGAACCAUAACAUGUUUCAAAGAGUUUAAUCAGCUAAAUAUGAAAAACAAUUAAGUAAUAUAAAGCAUAACAAAAGGCAGACUCUCUCUGAGGUGAGAUGGAGCCUGAGCAGGAGCUUUUUUCUGUCCCCAUGUAUUGUAUUAUAAAUGCAAUACACAGCCUGGAUCAUAAUGGAAUAUAUUGUCUCAAAAUUGCCUUUGAUUGCUGCCAUACAUGUAACAAUGUGGUUGUGUGGUGUAGCGUUUCUCAUAGUUUGCCAGAUAACCUGUCUGUGAGCAUUCAUGAUGUGAUUUUCUUACUCUUUUACUUGAAACGGUCAUCAACAUCAACUGUACAGGAUAUCUGACUUAAUCUCCCAUUGAUAUCAAGGCAAUGCCAUUUUAUGACAUAUCACAGAAGGAAUUAGAGAUUUUAAAAUGUACUUAUCUAUGAAUUAUAUAAAGAGGGUCGGACCAUAAUUAAUGGGUUGAACCUUGAUUGAACCUACUUAAGGGCAAUGCAUGCCGUUGUUAAACUAAGAUGUCAUUCUUUCAGAGAUGUUGACCAUGGAUCAUUCGUACGCGUUUGUGCUAUUCAGUCUUUCCCAUUAUGGUUAAGUGAAGUGAUCAGCAUUACAGGUUUCUGUUGGAUGCAUUGAUUUCACAGAUCCAAACUUUUAUAAACCAUCUAAAAUUACUAGCUUCCAGUCUGUCCUCCCCACUCCAAUCUUCAGGCGAAUGUCAAAAUGAUGAAAGAAAAUGUACACAUUUUAAGGAAAGGAAACAUCUUUGCUUUCCUAAAGCAGUGCUAAAUUGCCCCAGAUUUUAGUCCAUGUUGAUCCAUGACCAAUGUAAUUUAAGGUGGAGGCAAAAACCUUUGGCUCAGUGUUGUGUGUGAUGUCUUUUCAGUUUGUGUGUUUGUGGUGAGGGUCUGAUGGCUCCAGCGAGUGUGAAUUAAAGACGGCUGGUGAGGCGAGUCGAUACUAUAUUUAUUGCCGUAUUUAUUCCUCUGUGCUCAGCACCUCCAGUCUUGCAUUGCAUUGUACUGAGGGCAAGAAGCUGUCAAUAAAGUGGGUUUGAAAUGCAAUGUUUUUUUUCUAGUACUACCAAGUAAUCCUCCUCCUUCUGUUACUGCCUCAACAACAAACAAUUCAUCUGGUGUGAAUGUUUUUCCAUCUUUGAGAGGUAAAUCACAAACUUGAAAAGGUUACAUAUUUACACUGGUCUUUUUGACACUUAAAUCACUUGAAAUAUCUGACAUUUUAGAUGUGGACUGAGUGUAAGCGGGAAGUCUCAAUGCUCUGACCUGCCCCUAUUUAUCUCCAGACUCCUCAGUGCUUUUCUUGUCUGCCUUGACACACGCUGCUAAGCAUUAGUCAUUAAAGGAAGUAGAUGGGGCCGAUUAGGCAGCAGUCGAUACACCAGAGAGGCAAGGGUGCGGAAGAGACGAGGAGCAUUUUGCAAUCAUUGCAGUCAAGAUCUUAUACACAGAUACAUGCAGUAUAUAUUCCAAGGCGUAGUGUAUGAGAAGUAAACAUAUUGGAUAAUAUGUACAUAAAGACAGAGUGUAUGCUGUCUGCUUGGGAGAAUUUUGUUUUUAAUCCAUCCAUUCAAUGGAUAAAGAAAAUGCUGUGUGUUGUAAAUAAAACAAGUGCAUAAUAA
This is a messenger RNA of Siniperca chuatsi (mandarin fish), 5945 nucleotides long. RefSeq names its product matrix metallopeptidase 16b (membrane-inserted) (gene mmp16b). Lineage: Eukaryota; Metazoa; Chordata; Actinopteri; Centrarchiformes; Sinipercidae. The coding region runs from base 579 to 2441 and encodes 620 amino acids. The record is from RefSeq and is a predicted model, not a curated record. Gene Ontology annotation, cellular component: extracellular matrix. Gene Ontology annotation, molecular function: metalloendopeptidase activity; zinc ion binding. Gene Ontology annotation, biological process: collagen catabolic process; skeletal system development; proteolysis. The transcript has 11 exons.